Gopherus evgoodei (Goodes thornscrub tortoise) is the source of this 5227-nucleotide messenger RNA. It is a transcript of the gene NMT2, whose product is annotated as N-myristoyltransferase 2. Bases 81 to 1577 code for a protein of 498 amino acids. Gene Ontology annotation, cellular component: cytoplasm. The record is from RefSeq and is a predicted model, not a curated record. Lineage: Eukaryota; Metazoa; Chordata; Testudines; Testudinidae. Gene Ontology annotation, biological process: N-terminal peptidyl-glycine N-myristoylation. Gene Ontology annotation, molecular function: glycylpeptide N-tetradecanoyltransferase activity. The transcript is spliced from 12 exons.
CCUCCGGGCCGCCUCUGCCUGUGCGCCCCGGUUCCUUUCAUAGGCUUCCAGUCCCUCCUCCCCGCCCUCCUUCCCCCGUGAUGGCGGAGGACAGCGAGUCUGCGGCCAGCCAGCAGAGCCUGGAGCUGGAUGACCAGGACACCUGCGGCAUCGACGGCGACAAUGAGGAGGAGACCGAGCACGCCAAGGGAAGUCCUGGAGGGGAUUUGGGAGCUAAAAAGAAGAAGAAGAAACAGAAGAGAAAAAAGGAGAAACCAAACUCUGGUGGCACCAAAUCAGAUUCUGCAUCUGACUCCCAGGAGAUUAAAAUUCAACAACCUUCAAAAAAUCCAGCCAUUCCAAUGCAGAAGCUGCAAGAUAUUCAAAGAGCUAUGGAGCUGCUCUCUGCAUGCCAGGGACCAGCAAAGAACAUUGAUGAAGCAACCAAACAUAAAUACCAAUUUUGGGAUACACAACCUGUACCCAAACUUAAUGAAGUUAUAACUUCUCAUGGUGCAAUUGAACCAGAUAAGGACAAUGUCCGCCUAGAGCCAUACUCUUUGCCACAGGGUUUUAUGUGGGACACUUUGGACCUGAGCAAUGCUGAAGUUCUAAAGGAACUGUACACAUUAUUAAAUGAGAAUUACGUAGAAGAUGAUGAUAACAUGUUUAGGUUUGACUACUCACCUGAGUUUCUUAUGUGGGCACUACGUCCUCCAGGCUGGCUACCCCAGUGGCACUGUGGAGUUAGAGUAUCGUCAAACAAAAAAUUGGUAGGGUUCAUAAGCGCCAUCCCUGCACACAUUCGGAUUUAUGACAGUGUGAAGAAAAUGGUAGAAAUCAAUUUUCUUUGUGUCCACAAGAAAUUGAGAUCUAAACGAGUAGCACCUGUACUGAUUCGGGAAAUAACCAGAAGGGUAAACCUGGAAGGGAUUUUUCAGGCAGUUUACACUGCAGGGGUGGUACUCCCCAAGCCUGUGGCCACAUGCAGGUACUGGCAUCGAUCACUGAACCCUAGAAAAUUGGUAGAGGUGAAAUUUUCACAUUUGAGUAGAAAUAUGACUUUACAAAGAACAAUGAAGCUCUACAGACUUCCCGAUGCCACAAAAACUUCAGGUUUGAGACCAAUGGAACAAAAAGACAUUAAAGCAGUGCAAGAACUGAUCAACAGUUACUUGAAGCAAUUUAAUCUUGCUCCUGUAAUGGAUGAAGAAGAGGUAGCCCACUGGUUCCUGCCUCAGGAUCAUAUUAUUGACACUUUUGUAGUUGAGAGUUCAAAUGGUAUUUUAACCGAUUUUCUGAGUUUCUACACGUUACCUUCAACAGUUAUGCACCACUCUGUUCAUAAAAGCCUCAAAGCUGCCUAUUCCUUCUACAAUAUUCAUACAGAGACUCCUCUUUUGGAUCUAAUGAAUGAUGCACUCAUUAUAGCUAAAUUGAAAGGAUUUGAUGUGUUCAAUGCACUAGACUUGAUGGAAAACAAAAUAUUCCUGGAAAAACUCAAGUUUGGGAUAGGAGAUGGGAACUUGCAGUAUUAUUUGUACAACUGGCGGUGUCCUGGCAUGGAAUCAGAAAAGGUGGGCCUUGUAUUACAAUAAGGAGGACCCUUGUGUUUCUAGAACUCUGAAGUUGUCAUUUGGAUUGAUUUAAUCUACAUAACAGUUCUUGGAACAGUAUUGUUCAAGAGGAAUAAAAGCACAACAUCAGUGAAAUUGAAAUAAUCCAUCAAAAUAAUGAAGAAAUCCAUAUCUGACCGAUUUUACACAUUUUCAGAUAGAAUGGAAAGUUCAUGAAACUUUUGUCCAUAAAAAAGAAUAAAAGCACAUUCAUUUAAUUAUCAAAGCUUAGCUCGCACCUUGAUAAAAAGAAGGUAUUUUUUUCCACUCUGUAGAAAAGACUGUUUUGUACAAACUGAACUGCAGUGGUGGAUUAGGGUACAAAAAUCUUUGCUAUUAUGUGAAUGAACUGCUGCAUUUCUAUUUAUUAAGUGGUGGUGUAUGUUUGUUAGUGUAGCAGAAUGAAGGAUCCAUACUGAGUAUCUUUGCUUAUAAAAUUCACAUGGAUGUCAUCAUUUGGGGUAAAAUAAUGGAUUUAUGAAAUAUUUGUAGCUAAUAUGAAAGUCUUGGAUGUUUUUUGUAACUGGAGCAGUAUGAAAAUGUGCUGGUUUGACUAGUGCAUUUGUUUCUCUAUAAGCAACGCUGCCAAAUCAAUAAAAAUACAGAUUUGUACUUUGAUCUUCAUUAGAUCAGUGGACUGAUUCAGUAGUAUUGCACAGUUCAGUGCAGAUGUGUUGCCAGAAUGAUUAUAAAUUACUGUACUUAAUUUAUAGUUGUGGCACAAAACCUUAGUUUUUCCUCAGUAAAUCAACAUCAGCCUGUGUGUAAAACUAAGAAUUUUGGUAAUGCUAUCAAACUAUUUAUAGUUUUGAAUGUUUUCAAUGCUUCUGCAAAAUUGCACAUAUUCCUUUGUCUACUUUGAUGUCUGUAAUUCUAACAAAAAGUAUCUUGUGUAAAUAAGUAUUCAUAAAUUGUUACUGGUAGUGUUUUUAUCCUGAAUUUUGAACAAAAGGUUUCACUGUAUAUAGUAUCAGUAAUCGAGAGAGAUACAUGUUUCUCCCUAUCCCCUGGAAAGACUAUGUACUGGCCUCAACUUAAAUGCAACAACCUGAUUUUUAUUUCUUCAUGAAUGCUCUGCAACUAGAAGCAUUUGGUAUACGUUCCAUAAUGUCACACUCAUAGCUUAAAUUGUGAUGGCAAUUCUUAGAGUUUAGGUAUGCUAUAGUCACAUGAGCAGCACAAUCUACAGUUCUAGCUGAAAGUGCAGGUAUUUUGGACAUUACUUGAAUAUUUGGUGAAGUAUUUAUGGAUAAACCUGGCUUUAACACCUCCAUAAUUCUAAAUGUGAGAGCAAAUUUUGCUCAACUUUAGGAGCUGUCUGAAAUUAGCCACGUAGAGGUAUUUAGUUCUGCCUCUACCACUGAACGUAAGCUGCCACACAUGAUGUUAUCUCAUAAAAGUCAUUCUUUUAUAAUGGAAGGGGACUCUACCCCAUAUGUACAGGGGUAACAGGCUCUCAAGCUUUGUCUAAACUAUGAUUUAAAGGCAUAUUGCUAGGUAAAUGUGUUCUAACUCAUACUAAUACACAGUUACUCCAAUGUGAACAGUGCAGCCUGCUUCAAUAUGUGCUCAAGUUAAAGCACACUGCCCCUGUCUACAUUAGACUUUGAAAGGUAGUACAUUCCAACACCCCAGGGUUAGCUUCCAAUUAUCCAUAGUAGGAUUUAAUUAGCCACUUAUGUCAUUAAAGCUAAAAUGGUUUGUACCUUAAAGUCAAGGAGGGCCUAUUGCUGGCCUGAAGAACACAAGCUGUAUCUACACAGGCCCAUCCAGGACAGAUAUGACAAAUCAACUUAACCUUACAGCGAUGUGCAUAAAUUAAAGCCUAUUAAUCACUCUCAUGGAUUCUCUCAUGCAAGAAUAAAGCAGCCUUAAUCUGCUAUAGUUUAAUUCUCUGCCAAAAUCUGAGGAUUAAACCAGUGAUUCCUGAAUUUAUUAAUGUGAGCUACAAACUGCAUUUUGUCUUUUUUUGCACCUCCCAUUACAUAUAUGAACCCUCAGCCCCAGCACUGCAACCCUAAAUCCCAUCUAGGUUCAGAGGAGGUGGGGGGAGGGUUUGGAGUUCACCCUGGACUCAUCCCAGUAGCAGCUCCUGUCAAGGCUGGGGAGCAGGAGGGUUGGCCCCAGCUCUGGACAUUGCAAUUAGGUGCAUGGGGUUGCAGCACCACUCAUUUUUGCACAUACACACCCAAGUUUGACAGAGGGGUGGCCAGGCCAAAUUUGAUUGGCACUUACAGUGCCACUCCUGUUUGGCCCUUCUACUCCUCUGUCACGAUAGAGUAGCUGCACCACACUUGAGUGGCACUGUGACCACAAACAUCAAGUUGCAACACCCAGCAUGGGGAACUGGACCGAGUCCCACAGGACAAGAGCUGCUGCGGGUGAGAGCUGGGCAGGUUUUCUCUCCAACACCCCUACUGCAUUGGGGCCUCCCAUCCGCAUCAAGCUGGGAAAAGUAUAUGUUAGCCUAAGUCUGGGCUCAGCAAUGGGUUAUUCUGACCCUGGACAUGGCAAUCCAUCUAGAACCUUCCCAAAACCCACUGCUUGGGAAACACUAAGCCCACUUUAUUCCUGAAUUAGAACAACUAUAGGGGUUGUAAUGUGCUUUAAUUUACCCUUUUAGUUGAUUCACUUUAACUUUCUUGAGUGACAAGCCCAAAGAACACACACAGAAUGGCUAAAAAUUAGUAUCUGCCCUUUUUUUUUUCCAGGCAUUUUGCUAUUAGAAGUCUCUGCUGCAGUUUAACCUUCAGUUAGCCUCAUUACUAUGGAAUCACUGCUUGUGACCCUUUUUAAUUUGUCCCCUUAACUUGUACAUGAGUGCAGAGAGAAGGGGAAUCUAGAAUACAGGCAGCCUAGAUAAUCACAGCCUAGAAGAAACACAGAAGUUUCUUCCCUAUUUAAAAAACAAACACAGGCUCACUUAAAGAAAGAGAUUUUUGCUAGCUUUCUUCCUGAAGGACAGUAGUAGCUUUUGAGUAAAAUGUUAGCUCUAAGUAAAUUACUUCUAUUUUGCUGAGAUUAUAUACCUUUUUUUAUUGCAGUGUGAGGUGCUUCACUGUUCCUUACCUUCUAAACAUCCUUACACAAUUUCCUGCAAAAUGUCUGGUGUGUGCUCUCAUUAUAUUCUACUGCUUACUACGGCAGUUUCUUAAAAUGCAUUUCUCUUCAAGAGACAAGUAGCAUAUCAUUUUCAGCUAUUUGGAAUUAUUACAAUUCUUACCUGCCAUUUUACAUGAAAUAGUUUCUAAACUCCCUUUGUGAAAUAAUGUUGACAGUUAACUUCAUAUUUGUAUUAUGUGGAUCCUGUGAGAGAAUGUCUCGGUUUGCAUACAACAGUCUUAAAAUGCAUUUUUCCUGCAACAGAAGUAUUUAAUUAUUCAUAUGUUGAUCAAGACUAAUGUUUUCCUUUAGCGUAUCAGAGACCAAAUAUAUCUGGAAACCAGUUUAGCAUGCAUCUCUUGACCAAAACCAACCUCGUAGAGCAGAGUAUUAACAUUCAAAACCAGAGCCUGUGUAGGUGCCUACCAGUUACAGACGUUUGCUUGAAACAUCUUAUAAAUGACCAGCUUUUAAAAAACAAAGUUUAUACCAGCAUGGACACUUGUUUGAAUAAACUUUCAAUUUUGAUA